UUUAUUUACUUAUUAAUGGACGGUUGUGAUUUGGUGUUGAGUACAGGUAGGGCCCCAUUUUGGGCUUCUGAAAAAUGCAGAAAAGAACCCAGAAAGGUUUUGAAAGGUUGGACCUUUGAGAUGGGGGAGAGGAACCGAAAUGGAAAACGACCCGCCGUUUGUGAGGAGUCUAAGGGGUUCUGCUUGAGGAUUCAGAGUCGUGAGGAUCUCAAAGAUGGGAAGAAGGAACUUCCUCCGGCAGCUGUGAGGAAGUAUGGAGAUCAAAUGGCAGACCAUAUAUUCCUGAAGGUUCCCAAUGGUGGAAAACAUUGGAAAAUAGAAUUGAGAACAUCACCUCGUCGUGACCGGAUGUGGUUAGAAAAGGGAUGGGAAGAGUUUGCUAGCUUUUAUUUACUGGACCAAGGCGACUUGGCAACCUUCAGCUCUGAAGGUGAACAUGCCCAUUUCCAAAUACGCAUCUUUAGUUGGGACGAUAUGGAAAUAUAUUACCCUAUUCGUGGAGGAGGACUUGAUGUCAGCGGACCAAAAAGGAAAGAAACUAGAGUUGAAGCUGAAGCUGAAGCUAGAGCCAUUUCAAUUUCCCCCAGAUCCUCUGCUGAUGAACACCAAUAUGAUAUUUCCAAAGUGAGCAGUUUCAGAUCUGACAAGCCAUGUCUUAAUGUCCAAAUCACAGCUACAUCCUUAACCAAUCGUGUGUUCAUAAAUCCAGAAUUUGCGUUGGAACAUUUCUGUAAAGAAGGCUCUUGUUGUGACUUGUCCUUACAGAAUACUCUAGGUGACAGGAUUUGGACGGUUCAGUGCAUUUCUUACACAAUAAGUGAUGGAAGAAUGCGAACAGUAAUAUCAGGAGCUGGUUGGAAAUCCUUUAGGCAGGACAAUCAUCUAGAAGAGGGUGACGUCCUAGUGUUGGAGUUGAUAGAGGAACGUAGGUGCAGAGUUUCGAUAAUCCGGGCGCAAAAGUGAAGAUUCCUAGCAUUUGAAUUGCUCAUGGUUCCACAACAUACUCUUUUGAGGUCAGAUUUGAGGAACAGUCGAGUAUCAACUGAAAGAAGGAUUAGUGAUAGAUGGAGUUGAGAGAAGUAUUGGGGUGUAUGUAAAAAUGAGUUCUGGGAAGCAUUCUUCUCAUCCAGAACUCCAGUAGAAAGAAAGACCUUGUGAGAUAGGCUUCGUUUGGCUUUAAGAUAUGGAGAUCAGUGCAUCGAUUCAAUUGUAUACACUUUCAGAACAGGUUUUUCUUUCUUUUGUGAUAAAAGUGCAUCGAUUCAAUUGUAUACACUUUCAGAACAGGUUUUUCUUUCUUUUGUGAUAAAACCUGAGAAAGAAGUGAUCGAUUCAUUCAUGUCUAUUCUUUCAACAUGUAAAAUCCCUAUAGAACUUGUGAGACUUCAUUUUCAUCAAAUCAAACAUCUUGCUUGAG
This is a messenger RNA of Rosa rugosa (rugosa rose), 1417 nucleotides long. RefSeq lists its product as uncharacterized. Bases 16 to 963 code for a protein of 315 amino acids. The record is from RefSeq and is a predicted model, not a curated record. Gene Ontology annotation, molecular function: DNA binding. The transcript has 4 exons. Lineage: Eukaryota; Viridiplantae; Streptophyta; Magnoliopsida; Rosales; Rosaceae.